CAACUUCCAUUUAAUUUAAUUUGAAUCUGAAACUCUGCGCAUUGACAUUGGUUAUCAAAUAAUAAUGAUCAUCGUAGCAAAUAGCAGUGCAGAUCGUAACGUCGCUCGCCAGUCCAAAAAUCCUUGUCUGAAAAAGCAAAACAUACCUAAAUAAAAUAGGGUCCUGAGGGCUGCAGCUUACAAUUUAGAUCAGUGGCACAAAAGUUUUAUUGCAUUUCUCUGCAAAGUAUAUCUCAAAGAUCUUAGCGUGACACCACCCAGUAUGUAACAGAGUGACUGUGAACAGAUAAACCGGUGCAAAGAUUAUUUGGUGAACUGUUUGUGUCUUAAAAUUUGGCGAGCAAAAUUUGGAUGGUGCGAAGAUCGAUGGUACCUAAAUUCAAGAAAGAUUCAAUUAAUACAUGUGCAAGCAAGCUCAAGCAAACUUUUUUGAUGAAGGGAAUAGGGAAGUAAAACAAACCAACAGUGGUGGCCCAAAUUGGAUUCUUUGUUUACUGUUGGACCAAAUUGGCAAACUUAGCCUUCUACUCUGUCAGAGCCCCCCCUUCCAACCCCGUUAGCCUUGCAGCUAAGCAAUUCUGAUUGAUUCCCAAAGAAAUGGUGAAAAGAAGGAAAACUUUAUCACCUUUGAAGUUUUACCACAAACACACUUCCCUGAGCAAUUCAAAAAAGUUUUGAACAACAGCAGUUAUCAAUCAACCAAACAAUGUCUGAGGUUCCUGCCUUAACAUUUGGUGAAGCAUUUGAUUACAAGUUGAAGGGCUUAUGUAUUGAUGACUUUCCUUGUGGGAAUGGGAACUGGAGGAGUGGAAAUACUUGGAGAUGUGAUUCUCCAGAUCUGCUGAACCCAAAUAAAGAUCCUAAUGCAAAUUGGGAAUCAAUCCAAUCUUUGAUUGAAGUUUCAUCAAUUGAACCCUUCUCAAUGAGUGCUGAUUGGAGUGAGGAUAUAAUUGAACUGAGAAAAUUAGCUAUCACAAAUCCUGGUCAAAUAACAAGAUAUAAUAUUUUCAAAUAUUUUACAAGGCUGCAAUUGAUUGGAAUGAAUAUAAACACCAUUGAUGAGAGCUUGCUCAAGUUUGCCAAUCUCAAAGAGAUAUCACUCAGUGCCAACAGGAUAAACACCAUUAAUCUAAAGAACAUACCAAAGAGCCUAGAGGUACUUGAGUUGUAUGGCAAUGAUUUAUCAACUAUCGAAAAAUUUUGCUGCAAUCUUUCAAAGCUGGUUCAUCUUGGAGUUGGUUGUAAUUCACUUCAAGAUAUUUCGGCGAUGCUCCAUCCAUCGUGUUGGAGGAGCAUGCUAUCACUUGACUUUUCAUUUAACUCUUUGGCGAACCUGAAGGAGACUUUGGAAGCAUUAAAACAUCUGCCCAAGCUCAGCAACCUGUUACUGAUUGGCAAUCCUUUAUGUUUGGCUGCCAGUUAUCGAGGGCUUACAGUCGACACAUUGAAGCAACUCAAAAUUCUUGAUGAUGUCAGAAUCACUGCUGAUGAGAAACAUCGAUACAACGGAAUAGGCAAGAUCAGAGGUAUUUCUUACGUUGAAGCAGUAUGUGACAUCAAAUUCAAUUCUCUCAAAGGGGUUAGGCCACCAUCUGAUUCAGCGGUUGAUGGCACUGAAGAGUUCCCAAAAAUAGAGUACCGUUAUCACAUAUCCUACCCAUUUCUCAUUGAUGCAGUAGUAAGGAAACAGCCAAAGAGGCAGUGCCAUGUCACCGAUAACGAACAAGAUCCAAACGAAUCCGGUCAUGAAAUUGAAGACAGGGUCAGUGCCAGUGAGACAGACGAUGAUGUGACACAAGUUGAUGUUUGCAUGUUGCGCAAAGAAGGAGAUUAUCUAUUGACAAGAAAAUCAAGAGAAAGAAGCUGGUGUGACGAAAGCAUCAAUAUUAGUCACGAACGAAAACUCGUUUCUGGGGACCUCUCAAACUUAAAGAAACUUUUUUCCGAAGGAAUCACGAUCAAUCUUGUGGAGAACAAAGUUCUUGUAAGUCUGGAUCCUCCGGAAGAGACUGCUUCUGUUCUCGGCGACGCAGAUCAGGAUAAGACCAACAAAGGGGGCAAACAAAAGGGGAAAGAGAAGCAAAAACAACCUCCGCCACCCAAGGCCAACGCAGCGAAGAACCGAAAGAGGAACAAAGGUGAAGAAUUGCCACUUUAUGAGUUGUCGCGGGAGUCAAGGACGGUGGCACAUAUGCAUAUUUCCUUGGAAAGCUUUUUGAAAGGGACCAGCUUUUUUGAGAAGCAGUGCACUUUCAUUGUACCCGAGACAAAUGACAAGGUAGGGGAGCCUCAACAGGACGACACCAAAGAAUCAAAGACUUUAAUAAGCAAGAACCCGCCGGUAGUAGAAGGCAAAUCCAAGGGAAGAGAGUUACGUAAACCAUCACCAGCGAAUUCUACAACUGGGCAAAGAAACAAAUCAGCGCUGUCCCUUAGGCCGGGCAAACCCGAGAAACAAGACAAAAGCGUCAAGACAAAAGACAGCAAACAGUUGAGCGAAAUACAAGAAACAGAACUGAAGCCUCCACCUGAAAUCACCCUCGAAGUGGUUGUCGGUUUGAAUAGUUGGAAAACUGGAAAGGAGGCACAAGAGUGGAUAAAUAACGCUGUUUAAUGCAAAUAGCUUCCUAACUUACUUUAAUUUAUAAUUAUUGUACAGCGUCUUUUUAUUGUAUAUACAUUGCGUAGUAUUGCCUGUAAGAUGUCGCAGCAUUAACCCUAAGUACCAUAUUUUCUACUGAAAACAUAAACCCUAGCACACAUUUACACGCAAUUUUUAAUAUUUUUCUGACAACACUCAGUUAGGUUCCACAAAAUGUAGAUAAGGAAAUUUUUUUAAUAUAAUCCUAAUUUAAUGUAUUUUAUAGACGUUUCGUUCGAAAAUUAUAUCUUCUUUUAAGAUUGUUAAAAUCAGGUUCAAGAUAGCACAAAGUAUGCUAUCUUGAACUUGAUUAUAAGGUAGAAUGCCUUUGGAGAGUUUGAAGGUAGUAUCAGAAUUAGAAAUGGCUCGUGUAUGACAUCAUGUGAUUUUUGAGAAGCAAUUCAAAUGGUAUGGCUUGAAGUUAAAACUGUUAUAUCAUUUGUUUGCUUUCUAAAGCUAAGGCCUCCCAUACUUCUGAGAAAACCUACUUUGUUGUCAAGAGGUGAAGGGGAUCGUAACUUUCAAUUGAUAUCUACCGAAAAAUAUACUCACAAUUUUUGUCCCUGUUUGAUUAAUAAUUUAGCAAAGAAUGACGCUGCAGCCA
This is a messenger RNA of Rhopilema esculentum, 3245 nucleotides long. The record is from RefSeq and is a predicted model, not a curated record. Lineage: Eukaryota; Metazoa; Cnidaria; Scyphozoa; Rhizostomeae; Rhizostomatidae.